This is a messenger RNA of Cynara cardunculus var. scolymus (artichoke), 810 nucleotides long. RefSeq names its product late embryogenesis abundant protein Dc3-like. The transcript has a single exon. Lineage: Eukaryota; Viridiplantae; Streptophyta; Magnoliopsida; Asterales; Asteraceae. The record is from RefSeq and is a predicted model, not a curated record. The coding region runs from base 72 to 581 and encodes 169 amino acids.
UUAGAUUCUCACAUAUCUUCUGAAACAAAACAAGUUCAGUUUUCCGAUCAACAAAAACCUCAGUUCCAAAAAUGGCGUCACAAGAUCAGAAGUUCAGAGCCGGCGAAGCCAAAGGCCAGGCGGAAGAGAAGACCGGUCAGAUGAUGGGAACAGUGAGAGACAAGGCACAGCAAGGCAAAGACAAGACCUCCGGCAUGGCGGAAUCCGGCUGGGAACGGACCAAAGAGACGACGGACCAGACCGGAAGCUACGUGUCGGACAAGGCCGGAGCCGCGAGGGAUAAGGCGUCGCAGAUGGGUCAAGCCACGAAGGACAAGGCGUCGCAGAUGGGUCAAGCCACGAAGGACAAGGCGUCGAAUAUGGCGCAGUCGACUAAAGAAACUACACAGGCCGGAAAAGAGAAGACCGGCGGCGUGAUGCAGAGGACCGGGGAGCAAGUGAAGAGUAUGGCUCAAGGGGCGGCAGAUGCAGUGAAGCAUACGUUUGGAAUGGGGGAGGCUGGCGCGGGUCAUGAGGAGGAGAGUGGUGGUGGUGGUUUGGGUACUACUACCACCACCACCACCAGGAGGACUAACUACUAGAGGUUGAACUUGAAGUGUUGGGGCUUCCUUUAUGUGUUGUAUGUUCAAUUUCUUGUUGUGGUGUUUGUUUUAAAGUUGAGUUUUGUCGAUGGGUUCUUUUUAGGAUCCGAUUGGCGUCGGCGAGGAGGGAUGGUUUUUAUGUUCCCUUUUGUGUCUUGUGUCUUGUGUCUUGUGUUAGUUUGAUGGCUUUCGUGCCCUCAAAUGCUACAUUGCAAAUAAAGUGACGAUU